GUGGUCGGUGAUGGGUUUAGUGAGACGUACGGCUAUGUCAUCCACCGUGAAUAAAUCUUCUCCGGUUAGGUCUUUGCUUGGUGGGUUUAGGUGUUUCAACGUUGAAGAUGAGAAAAAAGAUAUGACUGUUAUGGAAGCUAAGAAGUUAAUGAGAUUAGUCAAUGUUGAAGAUAUGAAGAAGAAGCUUAUUGGUAUGAGUGAUAAAGAAAUGGUUUCUUAUAGUGCACUUAUUGAAUCAUCUCAAGGUUUAGGUAUCGCUAAAUCUCUUGAUGAAGCUCAUGCUUUUGCUCGUGUUCUUGAUGAUGCUGGUGUUAUUUUGAUUUUUCGUGAUAAAGUCUAUCUUCAUCCUCAUAAGGUGGUGGAUUUGAUAAGAAAGGCAGUGCCUUUAGGUUUGAAUCCAGAGGAUGAUUUGAUUAGAGAAGAGUUUGAUAAGAUGAGAAGUAUGAAGGAAGAGAUUGAUGUGUUAGCUCAUCAACAAGUGAGGAAGAUUCUAUGGUGUGGUCUUGGUUAUUCAGUGGUUCAGAUUGGUAUCUUUGUUAGGUUAACGUUUUGGGAGUUUUCUUGGGAUGUGAUGGAACCAAUAACGUUUUUCACUACAGCUACUGGGAUUAUUGUGGGUUAUGCUUAUUUCUUGAUGACUUCUAGAGACCCAACGUAUCAAGAUUUCAUGAAAAGGUUGUUUCUUUCUAGGCAGAGGAAGUUGCUUAAGAGUCAUAAGUUUGAUGUUGAGAGGUUUAAGGAACUUGAGAAUAAGUGGAAGAUAAUGUCUUGCUCUUCUUCUUCGUGCCACGCAAAUGCAUCGAUUCGGAAUCGUGUUGGUGUUGAUCUUGAUUUGGAGGAUUCUUUGCAGAGUCGUCAUAGAGAUUGAUUGGUUUUUUAUGAUCCAACAUCAGUUUCUGGUUCUUCUAACCAUUCUCGUUUUGAUAAUAUACUUAACCAGAUUUUCUUCUCUUUGAGAUUCUUAUUUGAUAAUCUUGAGCUACUGUUAUCUUAAUCAGCUCAUGUUUUAAUCUUUUUCUAUGGUUAAGGAUUUUGAUGGAUUAUAACUAUGUUUUAAUUGUUUAGACUGUGGUAGUAACUAUGAUUUUGGACUAUUGGAUUUAUCUUUUUUCUCUUCAGUAUUUGUUUCAAGGGUUUAAGCCUUUGAGGGUAAAGUGGUACCAAGAAAACGAAAGUGGAUAA
This is a messenger RNA of Arabidopsis arenosa, 1182 nucleotides long. Lineage: Eukaryota; Viridiplantae; Streptophyta; Magnoliopsida; Brassicales; Brassicaceae. The record is from the annotation of a GenBank genome assembly.